GCCAUCAACAUCAAAUUGAAGAUCCAAUAAUUACUAUAUCUUUUUUUUGCAUACGUUCAUAGCAUAUUUUACGAUAUGUUCUAGAUCUAGAUAGAAAUUUUAUUACUGUUUUACUGUUUUAACACUAUGUCAAAAUAUAGCAUUUUUAGCUGGUUUCUGCUCAUCAAUUUAUGUUUCUUCAAAUUAGAAGUGGAAUGCAGUGAUAUCACAAGAUUAGCCUUUGGUGAUUUCACUGAUGGAAUGCCAGCAGCUUUUGGAGAUUUUAAUUCUGAUGAACUAACAGAUGUCUUUGUCUUGAGAGAAAAUGGUCAUACCAUGGAAAUACUACUUGCCAAUGAAGAAGAACCACUUUUACGACCUGCAAGGCCACAGCCAUUAAGUUGCCAUUUCAAUGAUCAUUUGAUUACAAGUGUUGUUCCUGGGGACUUUGAUGGAGAUGCCUUGAUGGAUAUUCUUGUAUCAACCCUUCGAAAGUCAGUUUCAACUGAUAAUGACUUGGAAAGAUCAUUCACUGAUGUCUACAUCAUUUGGGGUGGUGCAAGUUAUCUGAAUUGUAGUGUUGAAAAAAAACCUGUAUUGACAAUGAUUGGGCAGCCUUUGGCAAUAGAUUAUAAUGGUGAUAUGAUUAUUGAUUUAUUUGGUCAGGAUAUUAAGAAAAACCGCAUGUUUUGGGUCUUCAACAAAAGUAGAGAUGAUCCUAUUGAAAUUAAGAUGAAAGAUAACAGGAAUCCAAUGGCAGAACUAAUUCAGCCGCAUGCUCAUGCAUUCUUAGAUCUGAAUGAUGAUUACAUGCCAGACUUGUUCAUAACAACCAAAAACAACUUUGAAAUAUGGCUGGGAAACGAAGAGGAGCAAGAAAAGUUCGUUUUCAACAACACUAUUCCCCUCCCAUCUAACAAAGGCAAGGAUGCCGUAGUGAUCGGACAAUCCCUAUUCAUCGAUGUCGAGCUCAAAGGAAAAAUGGACUUGGUCACCCCCAUAUGUCUCGACAAGGAAUGCAAAGACAGCUAUCUGAUGCUCUACUCGCUAACCGACGGGAAAUGGGUUGAUCUCCUGGUCAAUUUCAAAGACGACAGCACCAACCUGUGGCGCUUUUAUCUCCGACCCGGCAGCAGGUACACGAACGCGAUAACUCUACGUAGCGGAGACUUCAACAUGGACGGCUACCCUGAUAUUCUAGCCACUCUGGCAAACACACAAAACGACAGCAGUCUCCCGCAGUCAUUUUUACUAGAAAACGUCCCUUGUCAGAGCGCUUGUGGCAAACUGACUCGAACGUAUGCUAUCAAAUGGAAGACCUUCAGUCCUUUGGGCAAUGGAACAGCCAUGGCUGCCUUCUUCGACUUCUAUCAAGACGGAAUCCUAGACUGCCUACUCGUAACCUACAACGGCAAGGAUUACAAGGUAGCGGCUUUCAAGAACAGCUUGGACUACGACGCUAAUUUCAUCAAGAUUAUGGUGCUCACUGGCCUGACCAACAACAACAACGCUAUGAUCAUGGGGCGUGUGGGGAAGAAGCGUCGCACCUACGGCACUAACCUUCCCGGACCUUCCAUAUCAUACACGACUACGACUCAGGAGGGGACUAUUCGACACGGGGCGGCCGCCCAGCUGCCCCAGUCUGCCCACUUCAGUCUCAACCUGCCCUACUCGAUAUUCGGGCUGGGCAGGACGCCCAAUUUCGUGGACAGGCUGACUGUAGGGCUGUCGAACCAUUCGAGAUCGUGGACGCAGAUCAUUCCCAAUUCGCAGAUGGUGGUUAUUCCGUGGCCUGCGAACGAGCCGGCUAGAUGGAAGGCGCAGCUUUUCGUAACGCCCAGUAAGUUGAUUUUGAUGUCGGUGGCGGCGCUGACUACGGUUUGCGGGCUCAUCACUGUGAUUAUCGGGGUGCUGCACUGGAAAGAGAGGCAGGAGGAUAAGAAGGAGCGGUUGUCUGAGUCGCACAGGUUUCAUUUCGAUGCGAUGUGAUUUGUUUGUUGGUUGUUUGUGGGUUUGCGAUAUUCAUGCAAGUUUGAUCAUUUGGUUUAAUUGAUGCAAAUUCACUUGAAUUUUUAGUGAGACUAUUACCAUAGGUAUUUAUUAAGAUAUAUACAUAUUUUAUGUUGUUAAUAUUUUUCAAUAGAGUAGGUAUUCAAAAUUGAGUUUGCUAUACAACAAAACUGUUAAUUUUUAUUGAGUACCUGUUUAAACUUCUGAAAUAAAAUUUC
Molecule: messenger RNA, 2207 nt
Organism: Phaedon cochleariae (mustard beetle)
Lineage: Eukaryota; Metazoa; Arthropoda; Insecta; Coleoptera; Chrysomelidae
Source: the annotation of a GenBank genome assembly